AUGUACAACCCCUAUCAAGCUCCCGGUCUCUAUGGCAGACCUCCAGACUAUGGCGCUUAUCCAGGAGCGCCUCCAGGCAUGGCUCCUCCUCCUGGCAUGGCAGCACCCGGAACUGCUCCACCCCCGGGGAUGCAGCAGGCCAACGCCCCGCAGCCCGGUCGACCUGCCGGCUUCCCUCCAAACUUCCAACCUCCUCCCAACAUGCCCAACAUUAACUUCUCCGCGCCCGUGAUCCGCCUCGGAACAACCGGUCCCUCGAAGUCAGCGACCCCCGACACAAGCAAGGAGCGCGGUGGCGAGGCACCCGGCCGGCGUGCGGGAUUGGGAUCGACGAGUCUCGAGUCCCAGCGCCAGAAUGUGCGAGACGCGAUGAUGCAGCUGCAGCCGCCGACGAGGGAAGAGAUUGUCCGGACAAUUUUUGUGGGAGGAAUCACCGAGGGCGCUGGCGGCGACGAGGGCAUUGAGAAGAUUCUGCGGUCGGCGGGAAAUCUGAGGCGCUGGAUCCGUGCGACGGAUGCCGAUGACAAGCCAUGCAAGUUCGGUUUCGCAGAGUACGAGGACCCUGAAAGUCUCGGUACUGCUGUUGAAAUACUAAAGGAGGUGGAAGUGCCCGUCAAGAGACAAACUCCCUCCGAGGACGGUGACAAGAAGGAAGAACAGGAGGUGGAGAAGAGCACUCUACUGGUGGUUGUCGAUGACAGUUCCUUGAGUUAUCUGGAGCAAUACGAAGAGACCAGAGGCGAACAGGACCCGGCUGAGCGCCAGGCGCGACUUGAUGCGGCACGUAGCACACUUGCUGGCGUCCUGUCCGAGCUGAUCCACCCUACCUCGCCUACCCGAAAGGAAGACACAUCGGCGAUUGAUCGCGAGGGGGACACUGCCAUGAAGGAUACCGACGGGCAGGCCGAUGGCUCCGCUGAAGUUGUCACCAUUCCGAUUACGAUUGAAGAUGAAUUGUCCGAUAUCCCUGCAGAAAUGCGGGAGACCGUCGCCAAGGAGAUUGCAGCUUUCCGAGAGCGCAGUAAUCGCAGGGAUAUUGAACGUCUCAAGAGAGAGGAAGAGCUCGAGUCCAUGGAGCGCGCGCGCAAUGCGGGAUCGCGCAUCAAUCGACUGGCUUCGCCUCCACCCACAGCCCCCAGUGGACCUGCGGCGGGAGCCAAUGGAGUUCCCCUUGGUCCGCGUGACCGUGGCAUGCCAAACGCGCCCUCGGGACCCAAGGGAUUCGGUGUGCAGAUUCCCAAGGACUACCAGAAGGGAGUGACCUUUGUCAACGGUGCCACUACAGUCUAUAUUGAUCGGGAAGAGGAGGAAUCCGAUGCGAGCGACGAGGAGCUAGAACGCCGACGCCAGGAGAAGAGAGAGGCCGAUCUCGAGAAACAGUACCUCGAUCAGGAACGACGCUGGUUGAACCGCGAGCGCAGCAGAACUGCAGCGCUAGAGCGGGAGAAGAAGCGCGACAAGGAAGAGGAGGCCAAGGCCCAAGAAGUGCGUGACGAAAUGGACCGGCGGUACCGCGACUGGAACGACGACGUCGAGGCUAGCCGCAAGGUUGAUGAAUACUACGCUGACCGGGGCGCAUGGCUUCGCAGUCGGGCCGCCUUCCGGGCCCGUGAGAUCAGCAACGACGAAGCUGAUCGUGCGGCCGAACAGCGGGAGCGUGCCCGGUCGGCGCAGCAGCGCGAGCAGGCCCGUGGCAUGGCGGACGACUUCCUCGCCCGCCAGGCCGAGGAGAUGGAGGCCCGUACGCAGGCACCCCGCGAGCCGCAGCGCUUCAAGCUCUCUCUUGGCGCGGCAGCACAGAAGGCCCAAGCUGCCACGACCCGUCGAACCGUUGCCGAAGUGGAAGGAUUGCUGGAGGACGAAGAGGAGCCUCAGGCGACCGCCAGACGACCUCUCAUCCCCAUCAAGUUCGACAGCGCAGCCGAGGCCGCUGGCCUCUCCGACGAGGAACGGGCGCAAGCUGCUCGCCAACUGGCAGCAGAGAUUCCGGCCGACAAAGAAGGACUAUGGAAGUGGGAUGUCAAGUGGGAGUUUGUGGAUGAGUCGGUCCUCAGUGAACAGCUCAAGCCUUUCGUGGAGAAGAAGAUUGUGGAGUAUCUGGGUGUGCAGGAGCAGAUGUUGGUGGAUGUGGUAGAGGAGCAUGUGCGGAAGCACGGCCAUCCUCAGGAGCUUGUGGAACAGCUCGCCGAGGCACUUGAUGAAGAGGCAGAGGUGUUGGUCCGCAAACUGUGGCGAAUGAUUAUCUUCUUCUCGGAGAGUGAGAAGAGAGGACUUUCGGCAUAA
Molecule: messenger RNA, 2283 nt
Organism: Aspergillus clavatus NRRL 1
Lineage: Eukaryota; Fungi; Ascomycota; Eurotiomycetes; Eurotiales; Aspergillaceae
Exons: 5
Coding region: 1-2283 (760 amino acids)
Biological process (GO): mRNA processing
Cellular component (GO): spliceosomal complex
Molecular function (GO): mRNA binding
Source: RefSeq, a predicted model, not a curated record